Messenger RNA from Hibiscus syriacus, 612 nucleotides. RefSeq lists its product as uncharacterized. Lineage: Eukaryota; Viridiplantae; Streptophyta; Magnoliopsida; Malvales; Malvaceae. The transcript has a single exon. Bases 1 to 612 code for a protein of 203 amino acids. The record is from RefSeq and is a predicted model, not a curated record.
AUGUUUUAUCCAUUUCUAUGCGGAGCUGUCCAUCACCAAGAAGAAGAAGAUGAUGAUGAAAUCUGGUCUACCAGCCCUGUUUGUUCGCCAAGAAAAUCAAAAAGAAAAAAAGACACCAAGAAUCCCUACUCAAAACGGGGACUCGACCAGUUCACCGCACUUUUAGCAGAACUCGAAGAGAAAAGACGAAAAAUUUACUCAAAAACGGGAUCCCAAAGCUUAGUUCGAUUCGUUUACAACAACUCAAACGAUUGUGUCCCGGUCGUGAUAAAUUUGAAAGACAAGAACGAAGACAAAACCAAACCAGGAAACACCAAAGAGAGGUGUGCUCCCGAACCCAUUAACAAGCUUCAAACCCCAUCAGAAUCUGACACGAAAGUGAAGAAGAUGAAGGUGAAGAAGAAGAAGAGAUUUUCAUGGAGUAGUGUGGAGUUUCAGAAUCUGAGAAAGCCAUCUUAUUCCAUCCCAGGAAUCAUAAUCCUGAUUUUGUUGUUUUUGAUGUUGUUUGGAAGAUCGGCUGCGGUAUUAUGUACUUGUGUUGGAUGGUACGUAGUUCCUACAAUCAAUGGGGAAGGAUCUAAUUUAAGAACAUCGAUGAAGAAGAAAGAUUGA